Messenger RNA from Anopheles coluzzii, 1530 nucleotides. Its product is annotated as SET and MYND domain-containing protein 4-like. Bases 310 to 1530 code for a protein of 406 amino acids. The record is from RefSeq and is a predicted model, not a curated record. The transcript has a single exon. Gene Ontology annotation, molecular function: protein binding. NCBI's taxonomy places the organism in Eukaryota, Metazoa, Arthropoda, Insecta, Diptera, Culicidae.
CAUUUUUGUAAGAAAAAUAAUUUAACAAUCGCUUCCCCAGUGACAUUUACUCGAAAUUGUAUUUCCAUAUUUGCUCGAUUAGUUCUCGAUACGCCUGAAAUUGUGGAUUUGUGUGUGAUGAAGUGUGUUAAAAGCGCUAAGAUUUGGUGUGUUCGUAAAAUAGACUUUUUUUCUAUCGAUCGACGAAGUCGUCGAGCUUAUUUUACAUUCGUAGCUUUGAUUUUUGAUGAAAAACAAUAGCAAAUUUGGUGUGACGUUAUUUUAUAAUGAAAUCGAUAUUCUUUACGUAUAAAACGGCAACAUGACAAAAUGCGGCUCAGCUACGGUCCCAAGGAAAAAAAAAUGUUUCACCCGAACGUGAAACGCUACAUCGAGGCCAUCAAGCUGUACAAUGAGAGCAUCGCCUUUUCCGAAAAAGGAUCGACGGAAAGGGCAUUGGCCUAUGCAAAUCGUUCAAACAUUUGUCUGAAGAUGCAACGCUUUGAAGAAUGUCUGGAGAACAUUCGGCUUGCUCGUGAGUCAAACUAUUCUGGAGAAAAGUUGAAUCAACGCGAAAAAGAUGCCAAAAAUGCUUUGGCAAAGGCUCGGAACAAGAAUGCUUCAUCGAGCAAGGUUUCUCCGGAUGUGGUGGAAGAGCCCGAGCUAAGCUAUCCGUCCAAAGAGAAUGCGCCGCAAAUUGCCAACUGUCUGGAACUGCGCAAAAACGAAGAAUAUGGACGACAUGUGGUGACCACUCGUAAGCUGAAGGUAGGCGAUGUCGUGAUGAUUGAAAGGCCGUUCGUUACCGUGCUGAAGGAUUCGUUCCGAUAUGUUCGAUGUGAUUUCUGCCAUGAGGAACGACCAUUCACAUUGAUUCCAUGCGAAGGAUGUACAAUGGCCAUGUACUGUUCGGAGGAAUGUCUGAGUAAAGCGUACAACAACUAUCAUCGAUAUGAGUGCGGGCUUUUACGAGACUUGUGGGAAGUUUUCGAAACAGUGCCCUUGAUUGCUAUUCGCAUGAUAGCCAUUGCGAUCGCCACCUUCGAUAAUAAUCCAGAGGCAUUGAAGGAUCAUCUCGACGCACUGGAUGAAUCCAAUGUUAACGGGUUUACGAUGGAUUGGAAUAAAGCAACGCAACAGGACAUUUUCAACACGGUGCACGUGUUAACCACUAAUCAAGAACGGCGACACAGCAUGUUUGUUGCAAUGUUCAUCUUCAAUGCUACCAUCCUACAUACCCUUGUUCUGGAAAGAACAGAGCUGGGACCGGUGUGUGAAGCAAACCCAGCGACAAACAAGUUUUUACAAGAUUUGAUCCUGCGAUAUAUGCAAAUCGUGAAUUGUAACAGAAAAUUGUUGUCCUUUAAUGCGUACAAGGUGAAGGAAUACGUGGCUGAAUCAUUUGCAGUGGGUUGCUACCCAUUGAUUAGCAUGCUGAACCAUUCCUGUGCUCCCAACGUGCAACGCAUCACUUUGCGCGAUGGGCGUUGUGCCGUUUUUAUCAUCCGUCCAGUUCUCGAAGGAAGUCAACUGUUCGAUAGCUAUGAGUAA